This is a messenger RNA of Phaethon lepturus (White-tailed tropicbird), 1011 nucleotides long. RefSeq names its product chloride channel, nucleotide-sensitive, 1A (gene CLNS1A). The annotation marks the transcript as partial. Gene Ontology annotation, cellular component: cytosol; methylosome; pICln-Sm protein complex. The transcript has 7 exons. The record is from RefSeq and is a predicted model, not a curated record. Gene Ontology annotation, biological process: cell volume homeostasis; chloride transport; spliceosomal snRNP assembly. Lineage: Eukaryota; Metazoa; Chordata; Aves; Phaethontiformes; Phaethontidae.
ACUCUCUACAUCGCCGAGAGUCGCUUGUCUUGGUUGGAAAACUCCGGAGUUGGCUUCUCCUUGGAUUAUCCCACCAUAAGUUUACAUGCUGUCUCCAGGGACCUGAACGCCUACCCAUGGGAGCACUUGUACGUCAUGGUGAAUGCCAAAUUCGAAGAAGAGGAGAAAAAGGAGGCUCCCAUGGCUGAAGGGGAGGAGGAGGAAGACGACAGCGAUGACGAUGGAGAACCAAUUGCAGAAUUCAGAUUUGUACCUAGCGACAAAUCAGCCUUGGAAGCUAUGUUUUCAGCAAUGUGUGAAUGCCAAGCUCUGCACCCAGACCCAGAUGAUGAAGAUUCAGACAACGAUUAUGAAGGGGAGGAGUACGAUGUUGAGGCUCACGAGCUAGAACAAGGUGACAUCCCAACCUUUUACACUUACGAAGAAGGAUUGUCGCAUUUAACUGCAGAAGGUCAGGCCACUCUGGAGAGGUUAGAAGGCAUGUUAGCCCAGUCUGUCAGCAGUCAGUACAACAUGGCUGGAGUGAGAACAGAAGACUCGAUAAGGGAGUUUGAAGAUGGGAUGGAGGUUGACGUAGCACCAGUAGUUGCGGGGCAGUUUGAAGACGCCGAAGUCGAUCACUGAGGAGGAUGUAUGCUGCUAUUCCUCUUGUGGCACUUCCAGAAUAAGCUGUAAAACUGAAGGCAUUGCAGUGACUAUCGGGAGUUAACAUUUCUUUUAAUGACCUAAGCUUAGACAUCUAGGUCUAUAAAUGCUUUUAUAGAUGUUUAAAACAGGGUUUGACAUUUAUGACCACUAUGGGGUUAUUUAAAAAAACAAAACAAACAAAAAACAAUAAAACCUCUUGCAUCUAACACUUGAAUGGGGCUAAUCAGGGGUCAUUUCAAAGAAGCCUUUGUAGGAAUUCUAGGACUUCAGAAAUAGAACUGUAAGUAGAACAGAAUUUUAGAUUGUUCCUGGAAUUUCCAUAUUUUUGUACCUGUUCAUUUGAGUCAGUGCAGUACAAUGGAA